AGUUCGCAUCCACUUGCGUAAACGCUGCUGCUGCAGAGUGGUGGUUGACAGUCUCAGGCGACAAGAGGAAAACAAGACGGUGUUUUGUGUCUCCUUCUUCUUCUUCUCUUUUUUUGCUAAAGGCGUAUCACUGGUGGAUGCCACCAUGAAGCAGAAAACAUAAGUUGAGCACUCAUAAGGACGCUGCCACUUGUACUUUGCUGAAGAUAUUCAUCGGUGGGAUGAAGAAUUAAAGUCUUAUAGAGUUUGUGCCAACAUGUCUAAACCAAUGGAUCACGUCAAACGCCCGAUGAAUGCUUUCAUGGUUUGGUCCAGAGCCCAGCGCAGAAAAAUGGCUCAGGAGAACCCGAAAAUGCACAACUCCGAGAUCAGCAAGAGAUUAGGAGCGGAGUGGAAACUUCUCACCGAGUCUGAGAAGAGGCCAUUCAUCGACGAAGCCAAACGACUGCGAGCGAUGCACAUGAAGGAACACCCAGACUAUAAAUACAGACCGAGGCGGAAGCCCAAGACUCUGAUGAAGAAAGAUAAGUUUUCUUUCCCUGUGCCAUACAAUCUCGGGGAGCACGACGCGCUCAAAGUUAACGGGCUUUCCGCUGGAGCACUUUCCGAGUCCAUCAUUGGGAACCCUGAUAAGGCUGCAGCGGCUGCGGCGGCCGCAGCGGCGAGGGUAUUCUUCAACCCGUCCAUGUCUGCGAACCCCUAUUCUUUUUUCGACCUGGGAUCCAAGAUGACUGAGCUUUCCCCACCUUCGUUUCCGUACGCGUCUCCGUUGGGCUACCCGCCGGGAGGCGCCACGGCGUUUACCGGGACUGGCAGUGUCACUGGCGGGACGCACACCCACACUCACUCACAUCCGUCCCCGGGAAACCCAGGCUACAUGAUCCCUUGUAACUGUACGGGCUGGCCCUCAGCAGGACUCCAGCCGCCCUUAGCAUACAUCCUCCUCCCCGGGAUGGGAAAACCUCAACUUGAACCGUACCCUGCAUACGCUGCAGCGUUAUGAUAAGGCCCGCUUUGGACUCCUGAGCAACACACAAACUGUGAAAACAAAAAACAAACAAACAAGAAAAAAAAAGCUAUUCAUGCAAGAGUUUUAUUAUGCAUGCACAAACUUGUACAUGUGAUGAAGUGCUCGUCGUCUCAGAUAUCACAUGUGUAUGUAUAUUGAUAAAUGCCUUUAUCUAAGGUAAUGCUUAUUUAGAGAACUCUCUAAUCUAUUAUUACCCAGCCAUCACCUCUCACAGCCCAGAGGCAGAAGGACUACAGGAUGGCAGAGAUGCACACAUGAGAGGAAAAGGGUAUCAAUUUGUGAAGAAAAAAAACCAUUUUGAAAAGGUAUUUCUAUCUUUUGCAAGUUGCACCUGCUUUGACUAUAACCUGUUGGAAUCAAGGGCAGCACAUUAAUCACAGGAUCUCCUCUCUGAUCACUUGUUGUAGGCUAAAUGGGUUGUAAUUCACGGAUCAAGGAGGAUCUCUCACAACAUUCCCCCCCCCCCUCUCUCUCUCUCUCUUGAAUGACUGUAAAUGUGUACAGAUACAAAUGACUCUAGUUUAUUUGCCGUUAUAGGCUUAGUGUUUGAGAUAGGGCCAGGAUCCUACAGGACGCAUUUUCACUAAGAGAUGCGGUGUAUAUUUUGAGUUUUUAAACCGUUUUAUAGAUGUCUGUAAUAUUUAUUGUUUAGUGGAAUCUAUGGUGACCCCCAGACAAUUUUAAAAAGGACACGACUAGUUCUGUGAUAUUUGCACAUGAAACGUAGAGGAUGUAAUUUAUUUUCAAGGUGGUUUGAUUCAUCAAACCUGUUUUUUCCUCCUCUCCAAACAGUAAAAAAAAAAAAAAAAAAAAAUUAAACGCAAGUGGAAGUUUAUUCAAGGAGUCCCCUGAUCCCUCACCCUCCCACUCCUCGUAUCAUGUGCAGCAGAAAAAAAACCUUUUUAACUAACUCUUAUGGAAUUUGUAUGUUUUGUGUUUUCUUUAACCUCCGUUAUGUACUUCAACCUAUUGCUACUGUUCAACUUGUUGAGCGAAAAAAGGACUACAAUAAAGCGUAUUCGGAUUAAACGGAA
This is a messenger RNA of Epinephelus lanceolatus (giant grouper), 2064 nucleotides long. RefSeq names its product SRY-box transcription factor 21b (gene sox21b). Lineage: Eukaryota; Metazoa; Chordata; Actinopteri; Perciformes; Serranidae. The record is from RefSeq and is a predicted model, not a curated record. Gene Ontology annotation, molecular function: RNA polymerase II cis-regulatory region sequence-specific DNA binding; DNA-binding transcription activator activity, RNA polymerase II-specific. Gene Ontology annotation, biological process: positive regulation of transcription by RNA polymerase II; brain development; negative regulation of transcription by RNA polymerase II. Gene Ontology annotation, cellular component: nucleus.